AUAUUUCCAUAACUGUUAACUGACAAUGAUUAUUUUCUAAAAAAGAAGUACGAUGCUUUCAUUUUAGAAUUCCUGAAUGGCUCACUAUAUUAUAUACAUCUCUGAGGAGAUAUGUUCAGGAUAGUUCCAGUAAUUGCACAGAUUUAGCCUAAUCAUAUACAAAACGUACAAGACGGAAUGGCCUCUGCUGAUGAGGCAAACAUGGCAUGAUGUCAGACCGAUACCCAAUAUUUUUAUUCAACCAUCAGAGUCAGCGUCCCUUUUGUUUGGAAGAUCUGUCAAUGCGAACCUGUCUGCAGCCAGUAGACAGACAGUUAGCUGGACACCUGGUCAUUAAUCCGUCCAUUCUUUAGGUCAGUUCUAAUAGAUACCCUGAGAUAAUGAGGCUAAUGCUGAUUAGCUCAAUGGCCCAAUGACUAUUGUGUCACACAUGCACACAAGGACACAGUGUAACAGAAGACACAGCACUUGAAAGCCCUUAAAUAUAAACCUGCCUUCAAAUAAUUUAUAGACACUGACUUAUGACAUCAGACUCUCUCUUUCACACACAAACAUAAACAUACAGGGGCAGAGGCAUAUGCAGGAGCAGAGCCAUUUUUUCCUGUCAUUUCUCAGCUGCAGCAGUCAGCUGCAGGUCACAUGACUGGCUGGGCUGGUUCUCAGUGAGCAUGCUCAGACCCCUCAGUGUUGUCAGGCAAAAUAAGACAGCAGCAGCAGGAGCAGAGAUCUGCAAUAGAUAAACACACAGACCCUCACACACACCAGCUGGCUUGCUCGCAGACACACACCACCGAGAGAAUUGAGAGGCAGACGCUACAGAUGUGGAGGAUUUCAUCUCUGCUUUCUCUAAAUACCUUAUUUUAAUGGACUCAUCGUCAGCCAUCAUUUCAGUGGAAAAACAGCCACCGAGGCAGAGAGGCAGGUGUGCCCUUUAAGAGGGGGAGCAGCUGAGGCAAGGACAGCAUCCAAGUCUCCAUCCUCUGUGGAGGUUGUGCAGCCCUGAAGAGUGCGAGAAAGAGGGGUGGUGGGUCGAAGCUCUCCGGUUUUCUGUUCUCGUUCCUUCCAUCUGGAAAAGGCUGAAAUGGUUGGCAGCGUUCACGGGCCUAAACCUGUCUGAGUGAGCCCUAUGAACACAAGAUCCAAUGGCCUUUGCACAAUGUGUGGGCCCAAAGGACAUCAAGGGCCAGUGUUGGACAGACGAGGAGUCGGACGGAGAGAAUGAGUCGGAGCAGUUCCUGUACGGCAUUCAGGGGAGCUGUGCCGCUGACCUGUACCGUCACCCUCAACUGGAUGCUGACAUCGAGGCAGUGAAAGAUAUCUACACUGACAGUGCUGUCUCUGUCAGAGAGUAUGGAACCAUCGACGACGUGGACAUCGAUCUUCACAUUAACAUCGGUUUCUUAGACGAGGAGGUUGCGACAGCUUGGAAAGUUAUCAGAACAGAGCCCAUUAUUCUGAGACUGCGCUUUUCUCUUUCUCAGUACCUCGAUGGACCUGAGCCGUCAGUAGAAGUGUUCCAGCCCUCCAAUAAAGAAGGCUUCAGCUUGGGCCUGCAGCUCAAAAAGAUCCUGAGCACGUUCACCUCUCAGCAGUGGAAGCACCUCAGUAAUGAGUUCCUCAAGGCCCAGCAGGAGAAGAGGCACAGCUGGUUCAAAGCCGGAGGGACCAUCAAGAAGUUCCGCGCCGGGCUCAGCAUCUUCUCCCCCAUACCCAAGUCUCCAAGUUUCCCUCUGAUCCAAGACACAGUUUUAAAAGGGAAGCUGAGUGUCCCUGAGCUGAGAGUGACCCGUCUGAUGAACCGCUCCAUCUCAUGUACCAUGAAGAACCCUAAAGGGGAGCUGUACAGUUAUCCCCCAAACAGCCAGACUGUGGCUGUCCCGGCGGCCAGGGCCCCAGCGCAGAUUACCACGAGGCAGCUGAUUGAAUUGUUUUUCUCAUCCCAGGCGGGCGGCCACUGCAAGAACAUCCCUACCUUGGAGUAUGGAUUCUUAGUGCAGAUAAUGAAGUACUCGGAGCAGAGGAUCCCCACGCUCAACGAGUACUGCGUGGUCUGUGACGAACAGCACGUCUUUCAGAACGGAUCCAUGCUGAAGCCUGCGGUGUGCACCAGGGAGCUGUGUGUGUUCUCCUUCUACACUCUGGGUGUGAUGUCUGGAGCUGCAGAGGAAGUGGCCACUGGAGCAGAGGUGGUGGACCUACUUGUGGCUAUGUGUCGAGCAGCUCUUGAGUCUCCUCGUAAGAGCAUCAUCUUUGAGCCGUACCCAUCAGUCGUCGACCCCAAUGACCCCAAGACUCUGGCCUUCAACCCAAAGAAGAAUUAUGAGAGACUGCAGAAAGCACUGGACAGCGUCAUGUCCAUCCGGGAAAUGACCCAGGGCUCAUACCUGGAGAUCAAGAAACAGAUGGACAAACUGGACCCUCUGGCCCAUCCGCUGCUGCAGUGGAUUAUUUCCAGUAACAGGUCUCAUAUUGUCAAGCUGCCGCUCAGUAGGCAACUGAAAUUCAUGCACACCUCCCACCAGUUCCUGCUGCUCAGCAGUCCCCCGGCCAAGGAGGCUCGUUUUCGAACUGCCAAGAAAUUAUACGGCAGCACCUUCGCCUUCCAUGGUUCCCAUAUAGAGAACUGGCACUCUGUUCUGAGAAAUGGACUAGUCAAUGCCUCUUAUACCAAACUGCAGCUGCAUGGGGCAGCGUAUGGAAAGGGCAUCUAUCUGAGCCCCAUCUCCAGCAUAUCUUUUGGAUACUCAGGAAUGGGGAAAGGACAGCACCGCAUGCCCACCAAAGAUGAACUGGUGCAGCGUUACAACCGCAUGAACACCAUACCACAGAGCCGACCAAUACAAUCAAGGUUUCUUCAGAGUCGAAACCUGAACUGCAUCGCUCUGUGUGAAGUUAUCACAUCUAAAGAUCUGCAGAAACAUGGAAACAUCUGGGUGUGUCCCGUCUCCGACCACGUCUGUACUCGCUUCUUUUUUGUGUAUGAGGAUGGCCAAGUAGGCGAUGCCAACAUCAACACCCAGGAGCCUAAGGUUCAGAAGGAGAUCAUGCGUGUGAUUGGGACCCAGAUCUACUCCAGCUAAUAGAGGUUCAGCAGCGACGCGUGGAUGGAUUCUUCUCUCUGGAGGAGGCACACAGGCAGGCAGGCUGAAAGAGCGAAUGUUUGGCCGAGUGGACCUCCGGCCUGAUCCUGAAGGCCGAGGCAGCUCUUGAGCACAUUGUUUCUAGAGUCUUUUUUUUUUGUUUUUUUUGCUGGUCCUCUCAUUUGACCCUCUCUCUCCUGUUGUUCCCUCUUUCCGAAUGAUUACAUGCUACAUGUUUAUUUAACCGUCAGUUAGGCUUGAGCCUGGUCAGAGUCUGUCCGCUUUUCUCAGUUCAUGACAUUUACAACAAAACUGUAACUCUGGUGAAGAAAAAACCAGGGCAGUCACUGGUCUGGCUCUCCACACGUACAGUAUAUUCACACACCCACUUUCAAAUCUUGGAUCAACUGGGCUUUCUCCUUCUUGCUGCACUUCCACUGAUCCGUUGGACUAAUUAUCUCUAUUUAUCAUUUCUCUUUGUGAAUAUCUAGUAAAAAAAAAUAAUUCCAAACAAUAAUUAAAUCCCUUUGUGGUUGGAUGGAUUUACAUGCACAUAGAAGUUUGUUAUCUUAUUGUGUUUACGAAGGCAUUAUCUCUGAUUUCAUUUUCCUCAACGAAAGACAUGAAUUAAGCUUCUGUGAACUUAUGGUUAUCUGACAGGGAGCAGGCAGCGCUCUGUUGUUUUUGUCCUUGUCUGACUGGAUGAAGCUGCCAGAGUCCAGUAAACGAGGCGUGGCUUGAAGUUACGUACACUAUGGGCACUUUGAUUAUCAAAUGUAAAAAAAAAACGAAGCAGUUAACAGUGUUGUGAUUUUUCAUGACAGGAUCAAGACCGUUCUGAUCGAUGAUGCACUUUCAAAACCUCACAGCUCCUCAAACAAAAACCCUCGAGUUCUAUCUGACUGGACAAACAUGGGAAAUGACAGUUUAAAUAAGAACAAGUGUCCUGAAAUGUCCUUAAAUCUUUAUUUAAUUAUAUUUUUGAUUAACAAUAAUGAGAUUAGACCCUGUAAUGUAAAAGCGUUUAAUUCAUUGUUUAGUUUUACAGAGGGUAGCCUGUGUUCCACUGGACAUUAUUUUUGCACAGUCAUGCAUUUGUCUGAAAAUAUGAUCCUGUCUUGAUAUUUUGACAAAGAUAGGAUUAAAAAUCUGUUUGUUUAAUCAGGCAUUUUUUUCCUUUCGACAUUUUAUUUUUCAAUAAAUCUCUUUGUGUAUGAUCUACACUUCUCAUUGGAUUAACAACUUGCAAAAAAUCACUGUACAGAAAAACAUUUUACAGACAAUUUAACCAAACUAUCUACAGACAGUAUCCAGUCCAGGUGAGCUCACAUCCCUCCCACUCCGACCUAACGGACACUGGAUGUUACAGAGGUGCAUUAAAGUGCAGCUCUUUGAGAACCUUGUAUAGCUAAUCAAGUUUAUCAGUUAGUCAUGUACUGUAUGUAUGUAUGUAUGUACGUAUGUAUGUAUGUGUGGGUUUGUAUUUUCUUGACAUUAUACUAGACAUUGCACUUAUUCAACGUUUGCCUAAGCUGGAGAAAAGGACUGUCCUCGGACCUGCAGCAGUGGAGGAAAAGAGGGGAAAAAAAUAUUAACGGAGUCAGGAAAACUAUAUUAUUCAACAUCUUAACUAUGUCUGUACUAAUAUGGGCUUUCAGUGUUUCCUGGAACUAAAGAUUCCGACUACUGAAUGGACUCUGAGGCACUGAAAGAGAGCGAACUGUAAAUAAGGACAAUGGGAGGACUCGUUUAACCAUUUUGCAAAGAAAGAGACGGGUGUGUACAGUUGACUGUGCUAGAAACUGAUGCCUGUUUUUUUUGCCAAGAGGUUUGAGCAUCUGAGAGAUUCUGUUCUCUCGCCGCCCUGUCUCUGGUGAGUAAUGUUUUCAGAGAUGAUGUCAACGACAAUGAUGGUGAUUAUGAAUAUGAUGAAAGGUGACAAUGCAGGAGGAAAAAAAAGAAUAAAGCCUGAUUUUGCACAGUUUUA
Molecule: messenger RNA, 5067 nt
Organism: Hippoglossus stenolepis (Pacific halibut)
Lineage: Eukaryota; Metazoa; Chordata; Actinopteri; Pleuronectiformes; Pleuronectidae
Product: protein mono-ADP-ribosyltransferase PARP6
Exons: 24
Coding region: 1143-3080 (645 amino acids)
Biological process (GO): endoplasmic reticulum unfolded protein response
Cellular component (GO): intracellular anatomical structure; nuclear envelope; endoplasmic reticulum tubular network
Molecular function (GO): kinase binding; protein serine/threonine kinase activator activity; NAD+ poly-ADP-ribosyltransferase activity
Source: RefSeq, a predicted model, not a curated record